Molecule: messenger RNA, 1133 nt
Organism: Arabidopsis arenosa
Lineage: Eukaryota; Viridiplantae; Streptophyta; Magnoliopsida; Brassicales; Brassicaceae
Source: the annotation of a GenBank genome assembly
ACCCUCCGCAUCUCCGACCAUCACAUGGCUUCCUCCGGCCAAGAGAAUGACCGUCGCCAACGUCCAUCCGACUCGGGUCCGGCAGUGUUUCCUUUCCCUAAGUUAACCUAUGAUAGCAUAUCAGCAUAUAAUCUCAAGGAUAGCAUUCUCCUUGAGAUGGCUGGUUUGGAUGGCAUGGGCACGCCGGCAACUAGACAUGCCGUGCAAGAACACCUCAUAACAGCUGCUGCCACAACCGGGACCUUGGUCAGGAAGGGUAUAACUGAGACAAAGGAAAAGGUUUCCGUUGGAAAGAUCAAAAUGGAAGAGGCAGCCAAAAAGACUGCACAAAAAAGCAAGACCAUUUUGACGGACAUCGAAAGGUGGCAGAAGGGAGUUGCCAGCUCAGAUGUGUUUGGUGUUCCGAUUGAGAUCAUUGUCCAGCGGCAAGAGUCAAGCAGGCCUAUACCACUGAUACUGAUUAAAUGCGCAGAUUAUCUCAUAUUAACAGGGCUUAAUUCACCGAACUUGUUCAAAGCCGAAGGAGAUAAAAAGUUGAUUCAACAAUUGGUUUCUGCUUACAAUCAAGUUGUUAAGGUCCUGGAGGUGGUUAAACCUGAUGCUUAUCUAUGGAGACCAAAUCCUCCAAUCUCAUUGAUGAGUGAUGCACUAAAUGAGACCAUCGCAUGGCCUAUUGAUAGAAUACAACUCCUUGAGGUACCAGCAAAUGAUGAAUCAACCAGAAAAUCACCUCAAAGUGCAACUACUCCCAGUGCUACUACUCCCAGCACUGCUAGUAGCAAAGGUGCUAAGCAGAAGUGUUUUCUAUUAGAUAUUGAUAACACUGGGCAGAGAGUUGCAAUAGGUCGGGUGUCUUCAACUGAUCCAGCAGAGAAGGUCCAUCACGUCCCUUUAGGUGCCAACGCUAGCAAGGUCUGGGUAGAGGUUUCCAAGGUUGAGGGUGCACGAGUGUGAAGAGCAAAUUCUGAAGUUAAAUUCAUUGUUGAUGCAAUAGGAACCACUGUGGCUUGGCCUAAUGACAAGAUUAUAUUCAUGUGAUUUGAGUUUGAGUACUUUUGAACUAAGUUUCUAAAAAUGUAAAACUUAUGUUUGACUCUUUUGGAACAAAUAAUUAAUGAAGUAUUUGAUAAACC